UGCUCGGCGCAGCCGCAGUACCGAUGUGGACUCCGCCAUCGGGGGAAAGGCACAGAGACUCUUCGACAGACAACCCUCGCACGUUUCUAACGUCUUUAACAGCAAGUUGAUCUUCAAAUACUGUUUUUAUCACCUGACUCGGGCUCCCGUUUUAGUUACUGCGGAUGAAAUAGUUCGACCGCUCGCUGUAUACCAUUAUUACCCAAGCGCGUAGUCUUUUUUAACCAUAAUCUAGAAGUAACGGUCAGUGGAGAACCUGAGCAGCCUAGCUAACGUUAGCUAGCGACCUGGCUAGCUGCACACGAGCUGAGCGGUGCUCAGUGGUGGGGUGGGGUGGGGGGGCGGUUUGCCUACAGUGGCGUUUGAUGGAUCCUAGAAUCGCCUGGUUUCAGCCAGAACAACGGGGACCCGCUAACAACCUGUGGAUGCAGAUUUGGGAGACGACGCAGGGGUUCGGGUAUUUGCACGUCAAUAGCAGCUAUUCCACGGGAUCUCAGAGCACUCCGAGCCUGAAACCAAUCGUCAACAACGGUGCGUCGGGAGCCGUCCUCACUUGCAGAAACGGGACGCUCGACUCGCACAACGGUGGUGGAGACGUCAAGACUCAGGGGAUGUCUACCUCAGCGGGGGUUGGAGAAAUGACGGAACAGCGGGACUUUAUACCACUGGACACCAACAGCAACCACAACAACCGAGCCGCGGGGAGGGGCGGUGUCGGUGGAGGGGGGCAGCAGGGCAGUGGGGUUGCUGUGCUUUGGAGGGGACUCACGGACGGACACCCCAACAAAAGAAAGAGAGACAAUAAAGCUAGCACUUUCGGAUUCAAUUCCAGUCUCUUGAACAAUGGUUGCGGCUCUAACACGGAAAGAUAUGAAGGUUACACGGGCACGCCUUGGAAAGUCAGGAACUACUCUGAAGGAGUUGUGGGCUUGCACGAGGAAAUCAAGGAUUUCUACGAGUACAUCUCCCCACGUCCAGAGGAGGAAAAGAUGAGAUUAGAGGUUGUGGACAGAAUAAAGGGAGUCAUCAAGAACCUUUGGCCCAGUGCUGAGGUCCAAGUGUUUGGAAGUUUCAGCACUGGCCUUUACCUGCCAACAAGUGAUAUUGAUCUGGUGGUUUUUGGGAAGUGGGACACGCUGCCUCUUUGGACCCUGGAGGAUGAACUGCGAAAAAACAAUGUGGCAGAUGAGAACUCCAUCAAAGUUUUGGAUAAAGCAACGGUUCCCAUCAUCAAACUUACUGAUUCCUUUACUGAGGUCAAAGUGGACAUCAGUUUUAACGUGAACGGAGGGGUUAAAGCUGCGCGGCUCAUCAAGGAAUUUAAGGAGAAAUAUCCUGUCCUGCCUUACUUAGUCCUUGUGCUGAAGCAGUUUCUACUUCAGAGAGACCUCAAUGAGGUUUUUACUGGUGGAAUUGGUUCCUACAGUCUCUUCCUCAUGGCUGUUAGCUUCCUGCAGCUUCAUAACAGGGACGUUUCUAGCCCCAACAUAAACAUCGGUGUUCUGCUAAUUGAAUUCUUUGAGCUCUAUGGUCGCAACUUCAACUACCUGAAGACAGGCAUCAGGAUAACAGACGGUGGUUGCUAUGUUGCCAAAGAUGAGGUUCAGAAAAACAUGAUGGAUGGAUACAGGCCCUCUAUGCUCUACAUUGAGGAUCCUCUGCAGCCAGACAAUGAUGUUGGCCGGAGCUCAUAUGGUGCCAUGCAGGUGAAGCAGGCGUUUGAUUAUGCCUAUGUUGUCCUCGGCCAUGCUGUGUCACCCAUUGCCAAGUAUUACCCCAACAAUGAGAACGAGAGUAUACUUGGCCGGAUAAUCCGAGUGACUCAGGAAGUGGAUGAGUACAGAGAAUGGAUCCGAAAGAACUGGGACAGCCAGUCUCAGAAUGAUCGCUCUCUCAACAGAAAUGACGUCAAAUUACUUGAGUCCAAACAGCUUGACGAGUGCAACAACAACUUCCCAGACGACGAAGAUGUUGUGGUUCUUCCUUCUGCUCCUCACAGCAAGUCCUCUUCCAACACUUCUUCUCCACUUCCGUCUCUGGGCUCGUCUCCUUCCUCGUCCCCGCUGUCGCCGUCUUCCACAUCCUCCAGCGAUGCGGAUUCGGAUGGUACUCCUUGCAAGACAGUCAAGCAACAGCCUGUCCGAAAUGCUAGCACACACAGAGAAAAGUCUACGGUGGUCAGUAAUCACCGCAUACAGAACCACUCUGCCAGCACUCCACCUGCAAGCAACAAAGGAGGAAAGGCCAGGAUGUCUCGUUCCAACAACAAGAGCGGCCACCAAGGCCAGCAGAACUCCUCCUUCAGCUCCAGAAGUCAUCAGAGUUACAAGCCACACCACCAAGGGAACAGCAAGAAGAGGAAAAACAUACGAGACUCUACACAAGAGGAUCUUUGCAGAUAGGGGCUUGUCUGCUCAUCCGUGUCGUCACCGACAACCAUCUCCCUUCCCCCUCCCACAUCCCCGUCUGCAACUGACUAUCCUAUCCCACUUCUGCUGCCAGAGGGGGAAGUCGUUGGUUUGAAAACUUCUGCAGAAUCGGUCACCCAUUUUUAUGGUGGCAGGUAUUUUCUAGCAGAAAUAGGAAAAAAAGUGUUAUUGACCAUAGGUUUAAUUUCUUGGAGCUGAACUGAAUCACAGACACUCAUCUGCUUUCCAGCAGCUUUUACAAAGUAGUUAUUCCUUCCCACAGCCAGCCUCUUGUGCCUCCUUCUGUCGAGGAUCGAACAGGUUGGAUGUCUGGAAACUCGACUGGAGCAACAUCUGGAACUCCCGGCUGGGAAAAAAAAAAGGAUCAAAACUAUUGUGCAAAAAUGUUUAAAAAAAAUUAGAAAUUGCAAAAUGUACAAAAAUAUAAUGCUGAAAAACAAACAUACACGGAUUUUCUUUUAAAGCUGUUCGCUUACAAAUCAAUCAGUAAGAGUGGGAAAUAACUUAUGCAUGAGAUUUUUUUCUGUUGGGAUUCUACUGUUGGAUUAAUCUGUUUUGUUAUGUCCAAACAGAUUGUACAAAAAUUUGUACAAAAACAAGCAUAUGCAAAAAAAAAAAAAAAAAGUUAACAAGUUUCAUACAAUGUUUUUACAAGAUUUCCUGAUUGAAGUCACAAACAUGCACAUCUUAUUCCUGUUCCUGUUUGGCUAAAGCCAACGGGUGGUUUGGAUCCCAUUGCCAACGGAAAUCAUCAGCAUCCAUUUUUACUCCUGGUCCCUGUCUAUGAUUGUGCUACUGUGUUAAUAUUUAGCCUUGAGAGAGCGAGAGCUUAGACUAUGUCUCCAUAGAUGACAGAAAGGAGCUCUGUCGCAUCAAGCUCAGUAGCACUACCACACCAGUGUAAAGGCUUUAAAACUGCAGAUUUAAAUAUAUAUUUGUGGUGAUAAUGGUUUUAUGAAAAAUCCUAAACUUGAAAUGUGUCAACAGUUAAACUAUGGGGGGUGGGGAUAAUCAGUUUAUUUGGUAAUCUACCUAUUACAGAAUCGUUUGUAUUCGUUAAAUGUAUUUAUUUUUUUAUUAAUUACAUGAACAUAGUAUGGAUAAACGUAUUAUUAACAUUAGAGCCCAUAGCUUCAAGUCCUAUUUUUGAAAUAGAAUAUGUCAUGGGAAGGUGGGGUGGGGUAGGAACAAGCAUUCAGGUACAGUAAAAUAUCACCUUUUAUUGUUUCUGCUAGACUCGUUUUUCUUUUUCCACUGACUGUUGAGUGACCAAGUUUCUUUUGAUAAUUGAAGAGACCAUUUUGUAGGUCAUAUAUUGAGAAAUUUCUUUUAAUUUGUGGCUGGUCUAUCUA
Molecule: messenger RNA, 3781 nt
Organism: Gambusia affinis (western mosquitofish)
Lineage: Eukaryota; Metazoa; Chordata; Actinopteri; Cyprinodontiformes; Poeciliidae
Gene: tent4b
Product: terminal nucleotidyltransferase 4B
Exons: 12
Coding region: 366-2402 (678 amino acids)
Biological process (GO): RNA 3'-end processing
Cellular component (GO): nucleolus; TRAMP complex
Molecular function (GO): poly(A) RNA polymerase activity; mRNA binding
Source: RefSeq, a predicted model, not a curated record